AUGAAAAUCAUCACCAUGCCAGUCAUUCAACACUCCAGUCCACACCUUUGUGACAGAAACUGUAACCUCCACGACCAGACUGACUUCUCUACCACCAAAGGGAACCAGUGGAUCAACUCACAGGAAUAUGUCCAGCAGUGCUGGAGGGCUGGGCUUGGAGAAGAAUGUCUUAACCCAGAACAGCAGUGGAACUUAUUUCUCUUCAUGGGGGCUGUACAUAGACGGAGAUGGGUAUGGAAGCGGAGGAGGGGGAGGAGGGGAGGAGGAGGAGGAGGAGGCGGCGGCAGAGGCGGCAGCAGUUAUCUCGUGAGCUCGGUGUCAAAGGUCAGGUCCAGCUCGUCGGGUGGUGCCAGGAGAGCGCAGACUGCUGGCUCAUCAGGAGGCCUGUCGCCAGCUUUCCGGGAGAGGAAGACCAUAUCCAGCCGCUCAGGAGGUUAUGAUGGAAGUUCGAGUGGUAAUUCCUCUCCAGAGUUUACACGCAAAGAUUAUGGAAUCUAUUGCUCCAACACCACAAGGGGGAGGAGCGAAAGCAGAGAGAGUGAGAUCAGAGCCAGAUUACAAAGUGCCUCUCCCACCGCCGGCAGAUGGACGGAGCUGGAUGACGUGAAGAAGCUGCUGAAGGGACGCUCCUGCAGCGUCAGCCCCACUCGCUCCUCCAACGCCUCCAUCACUCUGCCUGUUCCUAAAAAGACCAGCGUUAAAACCCAGACCAUCACCUCUGUGACCUCUCAGUCGGGUUCAACUUCAUUUGGCUCUGGUGUGAGAUCAGGCGGGUUCCACACCAUUGAUACAUCAGGCCUGUAUGAUACCGGUCUGACAUCUGGGCAGUUUGACACUGGUGUCAAAUCAGGCCAGUAUGAUAUCUCUCUGAAAUCAGGCCAGUAUGAUACUGGUGUCAAGUCAGCCCAGUUUGAUACUGGUGUCAAAUCAGGCCAAUAUGAUAUCACUCUGAAAUCAGGCCAAUAUGAUACUGGUGUCAGAUCAGCCCAGUAUGAUACCAGUGUGAGAUCAGGCCAGUAUGAUACCAGUGUGAGAUCAGGCCAGUAUGAUACCAGUGUGAGAUCAGGCCAGUAUGAUACCAGUGUGAGAUCAGGCCAGUAUGAUACCAGUGUGAGAUCAGGCCAGUAUGACACGCUGGACGCUACACUUCCUACUUUCUCUUGGUCCACCUCCACGCUGCCCUCCCCCUCCACCACAGUUAUCGCGGGCAACACCAGCGGAUACACAUACCACGCCGGCACCAACAACAUGGCGGGAGGAUCGUCGCCGCUCAGCCUCACCUCACCCUCGUCCCUGUCAGUUUACGGCUUUCAGAAUAAUCUGGCUCCCACCUCUCCCAGUGUGCUCACCACCAGUGGAGGCAACGUAAAUGCUCACCUAGGAGGUUAUGGCGUUCAGAAGAAUUUGUCAACUGGUGGUGGUUUCAUCAGCAGCAGCACUGGAGUCUCUACAACCACUAGAUCCCAAACUGACGAUUCACUUAAGAAAGACUAUAAGUACCUGAUCUCUGAAAAGGAGAACACUCCAGCCAAGAGGGAAGCAGAAAUGCUGAUUUUGGCUAAAGACAGCGGGAAGCAGUUCACCAGCAGCAGCAGCAUGCAGAUGGGAGGAGGGUCGCUGUCAGGAGAUUCAAUAAAGAAAGAGAAGCUUAUUUCAAGUUACAGUGAGAAUGCGCAACUGAAGACAGAGACAGGCAACUCUUACUACGGCUCAUCUGGAGUGGUAAUGAAGGACAAAGCCACCUAUGCAGAGAUUCACAGAGACAGCGGCAUCUUUGGAGGUGGAGGACUGUGCUGCUGCUCCGACUCGUGUUGCUCCUGGUGGAAAUGGCUGCUGGGACUUCUCCUCCUCUCCCUGCUCCUGCUGGGACUCCUGUUUGGGCUCAUUGCACUCGCUGAGGACGUGAGAAAGCUGAAGAAUCGAGUGGCUACGCUGGAGGCCGAGUCCUCGGUGAUUUCUGCCCAAACUAGCCGGCUGUCAGGUAACAAUGACAUCAACAUCUUUGGGACGGCUGGAGGGGCGGCUGGAGGGACGGCUGGAAGGGCGGCUGGAGGGACGGCUGGAGGGGCGGCUGGAGGGACGGCUGGAGGGGCGGCUGGAGGGACGGCUGGAGCUGGAGGUGGAGGCUCUAGUUCCAAAACACGAAUGGUGAUUGCAGUUGGUGCUGACGGCUCCACCAGCGGAAAUGGCAUUGAUGUCAUUGGAGGUGGUUCUGCUGGCACCAGUGGGGCCACCGGGGAAGUUGCUGGAGGUGUUGGAGGUGCCAGUACCAGUACUGGCCUUGGAACCGGUUUGAGCGGAGGAUACGUAAACGUUGCCGAUCUUCAGAUAACCAUCGAGAAGAUGUUAAGAACUCAAAUGGAAUCACAGUCAUACAGAGCUUUUCUAGCAUCAUCAGUGCAGGGAGAAAGAGGGCUGCCUGGACCUAAAGGGGACCCUGGAUCUAAAGGAGAUUCUGGUUUCCCUGGACUUCAAGGUGCUCCAGGACAUGCAGGACCUGAGGGUCCAAAAGGACAGAAAGGAAGCCAAGGGGAUCAUGGACUGGAUGGGCAAGCAGGCAUCAGGGGUCGUGAAGGCCCGCCUGGCCCCAGAGGUGAGGCAGGACCUCCAGGCUUUGGAGUGAAAGGUGACAGAGGUGCUCCUGGGGAUCCUGGGCCUGUCGGCCCGGCUGGACCAAAAGGCACAUCUGGAAUUCCUGGACUUUCUGGUGUACCAGGUCAACCAGGUGCUCAGGGUUUCCGUGGCGAGACAGGGCUACCUGGUCCCAAAGGUGACAGAGGGCUUGCUGGAUUCCAAGGACUUAAAGGUGAAGCUGGUGACACAGGUCUCAAAGGUGAUCCUGGUUUACCGGGUCUGCAAGGGCCAGCUGGAGAGAGAGGACUCAAAGGAUCAAUGGGGUUGUCUGGAGUCGAUGGAUUGAAGGGAUCAAAAGGUGACCAAGGUCAUGCCGGGCCCCCUGGACUCAGAGGUCCUGCUGGGCCUCCUGGAGAUGCUGCACUUCCAGGAACACCUGGUCUUCAAGGACCACCAGGGAUACCAGGGAAUCCAGGACGACCAGGCUCCAAAGGUGAAUCAGGUCAACCAGGAAGAAUCAUCAAUGCAGCUGGCUCCACUUCUAUUGGCAUCCCAGGACCACCUGGGCCUUCUGGUCCUCCCGGCCCUGCAGGACCUCCAGGAUUAUCAGGUCCCAUUGGCCCCGCUGGUCUGCCUGGCCAACCUGGUGCUAAAGGGGACAGGGGAUAUAAGGGAGAGCAGGGAGAACAAGUAAUAACAGCGAGAGAUUCAAGACAAGGACCUCCAGGACCACCUGGGCCUCCAGGUCAGCCAGGUUAUGGAAUUCCAGGACCCAAAGGAGACAAAGGAGAGGCGGGCUUUGCAUCCAGCUCUGGAACGUUUUAUACUGGACCACCAGGACCACCUGGGCCUUCUGGGCCUAAAGGAUCAACAGGUUCUCCUGGACCAAGAGGAUACCAAGGCGAACCAGGCCAACAAGGUGUGCCAGGCUCCCCAGGAAGACCAGGAAGCUCUGAGAGAGUGUCAACUUAUGGUGGAGGACAUGGGAUCCCUGGACCACCAGGUCCACCGGGACUUCCUGGACCACAGGGACCACAGGGAUUUAAAGGGGACACCGGAGCUCCUGGUGUUCCUGGCUUUUCAAGAGGCUCGGUCUCAGUCACCUCAGGCCCUCCUGGCCCUGCAGGUCCUCCUGGCCCUCCGGGCCAGCCGGGCUCCUUCGCUUCUUCCAGUGAGAUGCGACAGUACAUCACUGACUAUCUAAGUAGAAGCAGACAGUCUAGUAUCCCCGGACCUCCAGGUCCACCCGGGCCUCCAGGAAUCCCUGGAAGCUUUUCAGGCUCUAUUCAGGACAUCUCCACUCGUAUCAUUGCAUACCUGCAACGUUCGGACUCAGGCCUUAGCAUUGGUGUCCAGGGUCCUCCAGGACCACCUGGUCCUAUGGGCUAUGGAUCCCUGACGGUCAGCAGUCUCAUUGCCAUGCUUCAGAGAGAAGAUGUGAGGAGAUAUUUGUCAGGACCACCAGGGCCACCAGGACAACCAGGACAACCAGGACAACCAGGGACAUCGGCAGGAUUUUCAGGCAGUUAUAGUAUAGAGGAGAUAGCCACAUAUGUCUUCAAAAUCAUGAAUGAACGAGGCAUUGCUAGAGGUCCACCCGGGCCACCCGGUCCUGCUGGGCCUUCUGCUGCAGGGGGAUCUGGCAUCACUACUGCUACUAUUGACUAUUCUGCACUAAUAAAACAUUCAGACUUCCGCUCAUGGAUUAGCUCUGCCGUACAACGCGGUAAUCCUGGUCUUCCGGGUCCUCCGGGUGUCCAAGGGCAACCUGGCCCUCCCGGCCCUCAGGGCCCAGCUGGAGUCUCCACUGCCACUGUGUACGGGGGGGCGGGAGGUCGGGGCUACAGCUUGGAGGAAAUUCAGCGUUACCUGCAGGGUUCUGGGUUCAGAGGUCUUCCCGGCCCUCCUGGUCCUCAAGGUCCACAGGGUCCACAGGGUCCACCAGGCAGUUACAGCGGAUCCAUUUCCUACAGUGGAAACUUCCCUCGGGAGAGCAUCCGCACUGAAAUUCAGCAGUAUCUGACCAGUGACAGUGUUCGUCGUGCUAUCAUCGGACCUCCGGGCCAUCCAGGACCUCCUGGUCAGAAGGGAGAUCGCGGAGAGCCGGGUUACAUCCAGAGCCACACGCAGAGCCAGAGCUACAUUCAGGGUGAAUCUCAACACGGCUCCGAGCACAGAGAUAUCCAUGUCAGCAAGCUCACGCAGAAACUGGACCACUCCACCGUCGCCAACGUUGCAAUAAAAGUUACAGACUACAUCAAGAGUCAAGGCCUGCUGCAGGAGUACCUGGUUGAGGGUCCUUGGAGGGCGAAUGUACGAGCGAUUCAGGGCCCCCCUGGUCCACCUGGCCCUGUUGGACCACCUGGUCAGAGCCGCGUCAUCGGUUCCUACGGCAACGUCACAGCUGACCUCAUGGAGUUCUUCAGAACCUAUGGCACCAUCCCUGGAACUCCAGGAGGCCCUGGACCAAAGGGAGAGAGAGGGUACCCAGGACCCAGAGGAGAAAAGGGUGAUCCUGGGCACCAAGGUUUACCAGGAACACCAGGGCCAUACACUUUCCAAAUUCCACACACAGUGCAGAAGAGGGAUGCAGGCAAUAAUGUGGUUGGUCGUCAUCGUCAGCAUCGCCGUCACGCCAGCGGUGCCUAAACAUACUACUGGAUCAUGUCACAUUUCAUUUUUAUUUUUUUAGAUGUUCAACUGUAGCAAAUGCAACUAGGCAAAAUGCUCCUUAUUGUUGCUAUCUGUAGAAAAGUCACAGAACAAUUUGAGAAAAUUGAAGUGGCCAAAAAGUCUUUUUAAAAACAGCUUCAAGUAGAGUAGUAUGGAUUUAGCUGCUGGUCAGUGUCUUUGUCACACAGACUUCAUUCUUUUUGAUAUGUGGGUGUAUAAUGUUUACUUUGCUUAGUUAGAAGCUUGCAUUCAAACUUGUUUUGCUUUUUCUCCAGGGAGCAGCUUUGUUUAAGAGAAUAUCUAUUUUUAAGCAAUAAAUAGCUGAUCUUUUAAUUGCACUUUUCAUCUUUUCCCACUGCUUGUGUAACUUGAGGUGUACUUUUUUUAUUGUUUUUUGAGGAUUAUAUUGUAUUGAGGACUAUAUAAUACGUGUUUAAUUUGUCAAAGUAACCUUUCAAUGUUUCAUAGAAAUACAUUAUUGUCAGAUUAUCCACAUAAAUCAAGCCAACCUCCAGCUGUAAAGACCCCUUGAAGUAAUCCAUUCACCCCAUACAAAUUACAAAAGAUUUUACAUUUUUUAAAUAUAUAUAUAUAUAUAUAUAUAUAUAGCAAUGCAUCAUUAGCAGUCAGUGAGGGUCAUUUAUGCAGCAGGGAGUGAACUUGAUUACAGUAGGACUGAUGACUUACUUGAAAGGUUUGUUGGUAAAAAAAAUAAAUAAAUGUUGCAUGGUUGAAAGAGAUGAUCACUCAAGAAA
Messenger RNA from Perca flavescens (yellow perch), 6002 nucleotides. It is a transcript of the gene col17a1b, whose product is annotated as collagen, type XVII, alpha 1b. The record is from RefSeq and is a predicted model, not a curated record. The coding region runs from base 1 to 5223 and encodes 1740 amino acids. The transcript has 54 exons. Lineage: Eukaryota; Metazoa; Chordata; Actinopteri; Perciformes; Percidae. Gene Ontology annotation, cellular component: extracellular matrix.